AAAAAUUAAUUAAUUAUAUAUAUAUAUAUACAUAUACAUACACAGUGUACAUAUAUAACUAGGAUGCCUGUCAUCUCAUCUACUCAAAGGAAACCAAUCUUGGUUUCUCUUGUGGUCUUCAUCCUUGUAAUCGUCUUCUUCCUCUCUCCUUACCAGUCAACAUCAAUUGCGCCAUCUUCCGUUCCUCCCAAGAAUGUCGUGCCACAUGAGUUUGUAAUGCCUCCAGAUGAAGAGCAAUUCAAGGAACCUGCCUGGAAGAAUACCACCAGAGCAAAGGCUGCUUUUGUUAUCCUCACAAGAAACUCGGAACUGGAUGAUCUGCGAAAGACUAUCCAGCAAUUAGAAGCUCGAUUCAACAGCAAAUUCAAUUACCCCUAUGUCUUUUUGAACGAUGAGCCAUUCACAGAUGAAUUCAAGGAACUUACUUCAGGAUUGACAAAAGCAGAAACAAAAUAUGGCUUGAUUCCUCAGGAACAUUGGGGAUAUCCAGAGUGGAUUGAUGUUGAAAAGGCUGACAAGUUACGCCACAAGAUGGGUAAAGAUGGUAUCUUGUACGGUGACAAUCUUUCAUAUCGCCAUAUGUGCAGAUUCGAGAGUGGCUUCUUUUUCAGACACCCUUUGAUGCUCGAGUAUGAGUUUUAUUGGCGUGUGGAACCAAGUGUAGAGUUCUUUUGCGAUCUCGAUUAUGAUCCAUUCCUGUACAUGAAGGAAAACAACAAGAAAUACGGUUGGACUAUUUCUCUUUUGGAGUACGAGUCUACUAUUCCUACAUUGUGGGAAACAACCAAGAAAUUCAUGAAGGAAUAUCCUCAAUAUAUCCCCGAAAACAACCUCAUUGACUUGAUAUCCAACAAUGGAGGAGGUUCUUACAACCUGUGCCAUUUCUGGAGUAAUUUUGAGAUUGGAGACCUCAAGUUCCUCCGUAGCCCUGAGUACACAGCCUACUUUGAAUACCUCGAUCGUGCUGGUGGAUUCUUUUAUGAAAGAUGGGGAGAUGCUCCUGUCCAUUCAAUUGCUGUAGGAAUGUUCCUUAACCAGUCUGAAGUACACUUCUUUAAUGAUAUUGGUUACAAGCACGCUCCUUUUAUGCACUGUCCUAUCUCAAGAGAAUUGCAAAAGAAGUGCCAUUGUGAUGCAGGAGAAAACUUUGAUUUCACUGAGAGUUCUUGUAUGAGAAAGUGGAUUUCUGUUACAGAGUAGAAAAAACAACAACACCAACAACAAUAACAGCUCCAUCCUCCUCCUCACAGUAUUGAAAUAUCAAUAUUCCUUAGUCUCUGUACUAUCAUUAUCAUUUCACUUUAUAUAUAAAUAUCCACACACACACAUAUAUAUAUAUAUAUAUAUAUAUCAUUACAAUAGAACAUUCAAGUAGCUUGUUUUCUGUUUUUACUCUUCAUUACUUUUUUCUUCAAAAGGAAACAAAAGAUGAAAAUAAACAAGUAGACCUUUUUUUUUUUAUAAAAAAAACUAAAAACUAAAAACCAAAUAAACAACAGCAAAAAUAUAUAUAUAUAUAUCUUUGUGAAUUGACCUGU
Molecule: messenger RNA, 1538 nt
Organism: Phycomyces blakesleeanus NRRL 1555(-)
Lineage: Eukaryota; Fungi; Mucoromycota; Mucoromycetes; Mucorales; Phycomycetaceae
Product: glycosyltransferase family 15 protein
Exons: 7
Coding region: 64-1200 (378 amino acids)
Biological process (GO): protein O-linked glycosylation; protein N-linked glycosylation; cell wall mannoprotein biosynthetic process
Cellular component (GO): membrane; Golgi apparatus
Molecular function (GO): alpha-1,2-mannosyltransferase activity
Source: RefSeq, a predicted model, not a curated record